GAGAAAAAAGAAAAGAAAAACAAAACUUUUUGAAGUUAUUUUUAGUAACCUAAUUUUUUUCCUAAAUGGUCAACGAAUUGUGGAAAAAGAUAUCGAUCCGCUGACAACACUUGCCAAUUACUUACGGGAUAACGCAAAAUUGACUGGAACAAAAAUUGGUUGUAAUGAAGGUGGCUGUGGUGCUUGUACAGUCCGUAUAAUACUUUGGAAUUGCAGAAAUUAUUCAGUAAAUGCCUGCUUGACGCCAGUGUGUGCUGUUUUUGGUAAAGCGAUAACAACGGUCGAAGGAAUUGGAAAUUCCAAAAAUUUACAUCCAGUUCAAGAACGUUUAGCUAUCGCUCACGGUACUCAAUGCGGUUAUUGCACUCCGGGUUUCGUCAUGGCAAUGUAUUCGCUUUUGAGGAAUAAUCCGAAACCAACAAUAAAAAGCAUCGAUACUGCCAUUCAAGGCAAUUUAUGCCGAUGUACCGGAUACCGUCCAAUUCUAGACGCAUUUUAUUCAUUUAGCGAAGACUAUCAUCCUGAAAAUAGCUGCCAGACAACUGAUAUUGAUCCACGUAAAACUUUUUCCAAACUUACAACCUUUGAAAAUUGUAAGCCAUUUGAUCCAGCUACUGAGCCAGACUACGGUGCUUUGAUAAAGGUAGCUGAAAAUCUAACAAACGCAUCGUUUCAACUUAAAAAAAAUGGCCGUUCGUGGAACAAGCCAAAAACUCUGGCAGAACUGCUCUCACUUAAAAAGCAGUUACCACAUGCUCGUUUGAUAUCUGGCUAUUCAGAAGUUGGAGUUGAAGUCAAAAUUUUGUUCAAAGACGUUAAAGACGCGAUUUACUUACGAGAAGUAUAUCCUGAAAAAGGCGCUUUUAUCGGAACCGGUUACAGUUUGAAUGAAAUGGGAAAAUUGCAGAAGGAUACUUUAGGUUUCUUUCUUUUAGAAUGGCAACAAAAAUGUCACAACGCUGUCAUCGAGAUGUUGCAUUGGUUUGCCGGUAAUCACGUUCGAAAUACAGCUAGUGUUGGAGGAAAUAUAGCAACUGCAUCGCCUAUUAGUGACUUGAAUCCUUUAUGGCAAGCUUUCAAUGCUAAAAUUCUCUUGGAGUCGGAGGACCGCGGAAAACGAAUUGUUCCUAUAGACGAAAAUUUCUUCUCAGGUUACCGAAAAACGAUUAUUGAACCGGACGAACUAAAAUGGUUGGUACCUUUGCAGACGGAUUUUAUUCGUGCGUACAAACAAGCUCAACGACGAGAAGAUGAUAUUGCUAUCGUCACAGGUGCAUUUUAUACUGAUAUUGACCCUGAAACGCUUAUUAUCCGGAAUAUUAGAAUGUCGUACGGAGGGAUGAGUCCUACAACAAAGAUGGCAUUAAGCACGAUGAAGAAGUUAUGUGGAAGAAAAUGGGACGAUGAGACACUGAAGGUAGCCCUAGAUGGGCUAAACAGUGAAAUGAAAUUACCCCCUGGUGUACCUGGUGGAAUGUCUCGAUAUCGUUUGGCUUUAGCAAAAUCUUUCUUCUUCAAAUUUUUUAGCUAUGUUGCUGAAAAACUGAAGGUUUGUGUCUUAUCUUCAGAGUUGGAAGCAACACAAAUAUAUCAUGAUGUCCCACUUGGCCGAUGUAUAAUCGAUCCUGUUGGCAGGCCACUGGCACAUCGAGCCUGUGACGUUCAGGUUACAGGAGAAGCAAGUUAUUGCGACGACAUUAUUCCGGCAAAUUGUCUUUAUAUGGCUUUUGUACAGUCGCCGAUUGCUUCUGGCACAAUACAGUCUGUAGACUAUACCGAAGCUUUGAGAAUGCCAGGAGUUCGGGGCUAUAUAGAUCAUAACGAUGUCCGUACUGAUGCCAAAUUGGGCCAUGUACAUGACACACCUGUUUUUGCGAAAGACAAGGUCGUUUAUCACUGUCAGCCUAUAGCUGCUAUAGUAGCAGACAGUCACGACGCAGCGAGGAAUGCUGCCAAUGCAGUCAAAGUCAAGUGUACACCGGAAGAACCAAUUGUUACUAUAGAACAAGCAAUAAAAGCACACUCAUAUUUGCGCGACAGUCCGUUCUUAGUUCGCAGCGACUUAGCACCAAACUAUGGGGAUCAUGACGCUGUUACCAAAGACUGGUCAAAGUAUGACCACGUAAUUGAAGGAAGAAUAAAACUUGGGGGUCAGGAGCACUUUUACUUGGAAACUUCCAACUGUGUUGCCAUACCGCACGAAGGCGACGAACUGGAAGUCUUUGUUUCGGCGCAGACAACUGCGGAUGUCCAGGCAGAAAUCUCUCAUGUGUUAAAUAUUCCCAGUCACAAGAUUACUGUAAGAGUAAGGCGUAUGGGUGGUGGAUUUGGUGGAAAAGAGAGCACUUCUCCGUUAUUUUCUGUUCCUGCAUCAAUUGCUGCAAAAAAGUUCAAAAGACCAGUCAAGUUUUUGGUGGAACGCUUUGAUGACAUGGCUGUGACAGGCACUCGCCAUCCAUUCUUAAGCUGUUACAAGUUGGGACUGAGUAAAGAGGGUAAAGCUCAAAAUUACGAAUGCAAUCUGUACUCGAACUGUGGACAUAGCUUUGACAUUUCUCCUGGCGUAAUGCAUCGUGCCAUGGUUUUCGCUGAUGGAGUAUAUCGUGUACCAAACGCUACUAUUAAAGGAUUGAUGUGUAAAACUAAUUUGGCAUCAAAUACUGCUUUCAGAGGAUUUGGAGGUCCACAAGGUGCUAUUACGGCAGAAGCUAUGAUGGUAGAGGCUGCAGAACGAUUAGGAUUUGACGUUAACGAACUGCGUGAGAAGAACUUUUAUAAGGAGGGAGAAUGUACACCUUUCGGUAUGCAUUUGCAUAAGAAUAACAUUAAAAGAUGUUGGGACGAAUGUUUCGAACUUAGUGACUAUGAAAAUCGACGUGAGUCGGUCAAAGAUUUUAACAGGCGAAACACUUAUUUUAAACGCGGCAUUUUUGUAACUCCUCAUCGAUUUGGAAUCGGUUUUGGCAUCAAGCACCUUAACCAAGGUGGUGCUGUGGUUAAUAUAUAUCGUGACGGCACUGUACUCGUCGCUCAAGGAGGGACCGAAAUGGGUCAAGGACUAUUCACGAAACUGACGCAAGUUACGGCUAAAUGUCUCGGAGUAGAUAUUUCUAAAGUGUUUUUGAAAGAGUCAAACUCCGACGCUGUUCCUAACACCAGUCCCACUGCAGCUAGCAGUGGUAGUGACAUUAACGGAUUGGCGAUUCAGGAUGCUUGCAAGAAAAUUAAUGCGUAUCUUGAACCUCUAAGAAAAGCCAAUCCAGAACUUAGCUGGGAAGAACUAGUUGACAAAGCUUACUUGUCUCGUAUUCCACUAUUCGCAUCCGGGCACGCAACAAUUCAUAGUGAAGCAGUCGAUUUUGAUACCGGGCGUGGAGCUGAAAUGUUUGGCUACUGUGUUUAUGGUGCUGCAUGCAGUGAAGUUGAAGUUGACUGUCUAACUGGAGAUCACAGGUUUCUCCGUGCUGAUAUUGUUAUGGAUGUUGGUGAGUCUCUAAAUCCAGCGAUCGAUAUUGGUCAAAUUGAAGGAGCUUUUGUGCAGGGAUACGGGCUUUUCACUAUGGAGGAAGUUAAAAUUAGGCCUGAUGGAACACGUUUAACCAGAGGGCCAGGUACUUACAAAAUACCUUCGGCUGAUGAUGUUCCACGAAAAUUUAAUGUUAAACUGUUAAAAGGUUCAUCAAAUCCAAAUACUAUAUUCUCUUCUAAGGCAAUCGGUGAGCCUCCGCUGUUUCUCGGUGUUAGUUCAUAUUUUGCAAUUCGUGAAGCAGUAAAAGCUUAUCGAGAACAAAACGGUCUUCAUGGCUAUUUCCAAUUCGAUCCACCAGCCACUGCAGAAAAAAUUCGCGUUUUCUGCGAAGAUUCACUUUUCCAAGGAAUAGAUAAAUUGCCACCUGCGGAAGAAUACACGCCGUGGACAGUCGAAUUGUAA
Messenger RNA from Enterobius vermicularis (human pinworm), 3931 nucleotides. NCBI's taxonomy places the organism in Eukaryota, Metazoa, Nematoda, Chromadorea, Rhabditida, Oxyuridae. The record is from the annotation of a GenBank genome assembly.